Messenger RNA from Lachnellula hyalina, 342 nucleotides. RefSeq lists its product as uncharacterized. Lineage: Eukaryota; Fungi; Ascomycota; Leotiomycetes; Helotiales; Lachnaceae. The record is from RefSeq and is a predicted model, not a curated record. The transcript is spliced from 3 exons. Bases 1 to 342 code for a protein of 113 amino acids.
AUGCCUUGCGUCAUGGCUCGAAUAGGCAAUAAAUGCCUUCACGGACUAGGCAUUAAAGCCAAAGAAAGACGCCCCUCUUUAGUUAUAUCACCGCCUUUCAACUUCCAGUCCGGACCUUCCGUAAACUUCCCAGGAUAUUCUGAAGAUGACAUCUCCCUAAUGCGCGAAAAAGCCAUAGCCUCUACGGCCAUAACCGAAGACGAUGUAAGCGACGACGACUUCGUAUCACGCCAUCCGAGCAGACCUAGAAGCAGAGCGGGCAGUACGAGCUUUGGGCUGGGAGCGAAGAUGGUGUGGCAUGCGAGGCGGUUUAGUAGGAGUGGGAGGGGCGUUAUGUGGUGA